UAUUCUCAACUAAGGAAUCACUUUAGAACGCACACCGGCGAAAAGCCAUUCCAGUGUCUGAUCUGUGGCAAAGCGUACCCUGCGAAAAAUAGUUUAGAUUAUCAUGUGAAAAUGCACAACAAGGAUCAACAAUAUCAAUGUCCUCACUGUGACAAAGCGUUUUAUGUGAAAGGCAACCUGUAUCAACAUAUGAAAAUUCACAACAAGGAUCAACACCAUCAGUGUCCGCAGUGUCCACAAAAGUUCGCACAGCGUAUUCAACUAACGAAUCACAUUAGGACGCAUACCGGCGAAAAGCCGUUUCAAUGUAAAGUUUGUGGCAAAGCGUUCCAUUCGCUAAACAACUUGUGUACACAUUCGAAAAUGCACAACACGGAUCAACACCAUCAGUGUCCGCACUGUCCACGAAAGUUCGCGUGGACAGGUCCACUUAAGAGUCACAUUGAGAUGCACACCCUUGAGAAGUCGUUCCAGUGUGAGGUCUGUGACAAAGCGUUUCAUGCGAAAACCAUCUUGGAUGAUCAUAUGAACACUCACAACAAGGUUCAACAACAUCAGUGUCCGGAGUGUCCACAAAAUUUCCCUCUGCUAACGCAACUAAAGGAUCACAUUAAGAUGCACACCG
Anopheles cruzii is the source of this 625-nucleotide messenger RNA. Its product is annotated as zinc finger protein 121-like. Lineage: Eukaryota; Metazoa; Arthropoda; Insecta; Diptera; Culicidae. The transcript has a single exon. The record is from RefSeq and is a predicted model, not a curated record. The annotation marks the transcript as partial.